AUGUACUCUUCUCGAUCUGCUGUUCCGCUGACGGCCAACUCAAAGUCCGUUUUGCAUGCGAAACCUGGCACUUUCGCUGCUGCUUUCCACUACACUGAAGACGAAACGCCCUCCCAGGACGACUCUCAGUACCACUCCACCAACGACCACUCCUAUCACGAAGACAUGGCAAGACAUCAUGGAAACGAUGGAUAUGUUACGAAUAAUAACAGGGGAGCUGAAGAAGGAGAAUCUCAGCCUGCGCUAUACGUUCGUGCUCUCUACAACUAUACCGCGGAUGACCACACGAGUCUCAGCUUCCGCCAAGGUGACAUUAUACAGGUACUUAACCAGCUGGAUACUGGAUGGUGGGAUGGCGUCAUGGGCGAUGUGCGCGGCUGGUUCCCGAGCAACUACUGUGCAGUUGUAACAGACCCUGAUUCGAUAGGAUUGGGUGGUGGCCAUUAUGAACAUGAAGGCGCUGACACCAGCGCUGAAUCCGGCGCUGACGACUACGACGACGACGAUGAUGAUUUGGACUCAGAAGGGAACCCCAAGGAUGAGCCGUCAAUCCUCCCCAUCGAGGGAGCAAGAGGCUCGGAACAUGAAGAAGCCGCCUUCUGGAUUCCACAGGCCACUGCUGACGGGCGGCUAUUCUAUUUCAACACUUUGACUGGUCGAAGCACGGCAGAGCUCCCGUUGGAGUCACCCAUGUCCGCUACAGACACUGGCCCACGCGAUCGGACGAAUAUAUUCGUUCCUGAACAGACCCGACCCCCGCCAGAGCUGAUGGUUGGGGGGAUUGAUCGUGACGAGGAUGAUUAUGAUGGUUCCGGAUCGGAGGCUGAAGGUGAAUCGUUAAUACGCUCGUCACACGACUCCGAGUCACGGCGCCGACGGUCGUUUAUUUCAGACGGUGUUUCCCCUGCCACCUCGCUAGACUCAAUAAAUACAGAGCCCAUAGGGAAACCAUACUCUGAGUCCAAACACUCACGACAGUCACCCCAUACCAGCAGCAACCAGUUGGCUCCCAAUAAUGGUAUGAUCUCUUCUGCCCAAGCUGCUCACUUUGACCGACUCUGCGCUCAAUCUAUCUCAUCCACCAUUCCUCGUCAUUUCCUCGAUGACCGCUUGUCUGCACCUCUUACUUGGAAUAAGCUCGUUGGAAACAUGCGCCAAGCGAUCGAUGCCUACAGGCGUGCGAUUAUGGAGGGCCAUCGUGCACAGUACGUGAAACGUGCUGAGGAUAUUUCGGACCAUCUCAGGAUGCUACUUGCUGCAGGCUCUGACACAACUGAUAAUCACUCCGGAAAUCCUUCCAUAAUCUCCACAAACAAAGCAUUGUAUCCGCAUUUCCGCGAUAUGAUGUCCAAAUUCUCGAAACUCCCGAUUGGCGAGGGCCUGAUUUCGGAUGCCAAAUGCCUGCAGGAAGCCGAAGGCGUCUUGCACGGUGUCUAUGGCUACGUUGAAGUCGCAAAACAACAACGAGGCGACGAUAUUAAUCGUCUGGUUCCUGGAUUUGUACAGGGAAGCGCCUCGGGAGGCCAUUGGCAGAAUAACAAUGUGGGAAUUCGAAACUCUACUUCAUUUUUCGACCACGCGAAUCGAGAGUCAGGACUGGAGCCAGCUAUGGUUCUUGAUUCAAACAUCGUUGAUCGAAUUGAAAGUCUGAAGGAUAUGCUUACUGCAAGCGCCCGAAGAUUGGAAGAGAAGCUAUCUCUGUCCGAGAAGACCAUAACUCCAAGAAUACACCUGGCGAUCGCGGAUGCAGUUUGCGCUGCAGGGUCCAGAGUGGUCGAAUGUUUCCAACCGUGGAUAUCGCUUGUGGAGUCUAUUGAUCUUGCUCCCCUCGAACGGAGCUCCCAGAAUCCACAGCUCGUCGACUUCAGCCUCCAAAAGCAACGUGCAUAUGACGGUGUUGCCGAUUUAGUCCUAAGUUGCCAGGCUGUUUCUGCGCCUUUGGCUGAUGAAUGGGCAGAAUUGAGAGGUGAUACUCUCGAAACUCGACUGGCCAGUGUUAGAGCGGUUUCCCGCCAGCUACAGAAUUACAUGACUCAGAUCGGGUUCUCUCUCACCCUGCUCCUCGAGCAAGCUCCUUCAGAAGCGCCUCCAGCUCGAGACAUUGGUAGUGGUGGCGGCCCGUCAAACGUUCCCUCAGGGUCUAUCGGAGUGCCCUCGUCUUAUCCUCCAGCUGAUAGGCAGCCGGUAAAGAGUCGAGCAAAUAUAGAUAAAGCGCAGCGUUUCUUUGGUGAUACCAUCCCAACUGAACCAGCAGUGCCAUGGUUUUUGAACAUUGACCACGAAUCAGAGGUUUUCUAUGACAACAAGGGAGAUGUACCGACGCUCAAGUGUGGCACUCUGGCCGGGUUGGUGGAACAUCUCACGCGCCACGACAAACUUGACACCUCCUUCAACGCGACUUUCCUACUCACAUACCGCUCCUUCACAACCGCAUCUGAGUUGUUCGAGAUGCUGGUACAUCGUUUCACCCUACAACCACCUUACGGACUGGAUAAAGCAGAUUUACAGACUUGGACUGAACAAAAGCAGGUCCCAAUUCGGAUUCGAGUGGUUAAUAUCAUGAAAAAUUGGUUCGAGAAUUACUGGAUGGAACCCAAUGAUGACGUAAACAUACGUCUCCUACAGCGGGUAUACGCAUUCGUCAAAGAUUCGGUUGGCAAGACAAAGACGCCUGGCUCCCAGCAGCUUUUGAGCUUGAUUGAACAGCGCAUGCGUGGCCAAGACACCUCAGCGAAGAGGCUUGUCCCUACCAUCAGCGGCAACGCACCGCCAUCGAUCCUUCCCAAGAAUAUGAAGAAGCUGAAGUUCCUGGACAUUGAUCCGAUGGAAUUCGCGAGACAGCUUACCAUCAUUGAAUCCCGUCUCUAUGCCAAGAUCAAACCUACAGAAUGCCUUAACAAGACAUGGCAGAAGAAACUUGCACCCGACGAGCCUGAUCCGGCAGCCAACGUAAAAGCGCUGAUUCUUCAUUCGAAUCAAUUGACUAAUUGGGUCGCGGAAAUGAUAUUGCAUCAGCAGGAUGUGAAGCGGAGAGUAGUUGUCAUUAAGCACUUUGUCUUGAUUGCAGAGAGAUGUCGCUCAAUGAACAACUACUCCACGUUAACGUCAAUAAUAUCAGCCCUUGGCACAGCACCUAUCCACCGACUGAGUCGCACGUGGGCCCAAGUUAGUGCCCGCAUAUCGGCAGUACUUGAGAAUAUGCGCAGGCUUAUGGCCAGCACGAAAAAUUUCGGGGAAUAUCGCGAGGCUCUACAUCUUGCGAAUCCUCCUUGUAUUCCCUUCUUUGGCGUUUACUUAACGGAUCUUACGUUUAUCGAAGACGGAAUCCCAUCUCUGACGCAAUCGCAUCUGAUCAACUUCAACAAGCGAGCCAAGACAGCCGAAGUUAUCCGCGACAUCCAGCAGUAUCAAAAUGCGCCAUACCCAUUCCAUCCCGUCCCAGAGCUCCAGGAUUACGUGCUUAGCAAUAUGCAGGCAGCCGGCGACGUGCACGAAAUGUACGAGCGCAGUCUCGAGAUCGAGCCGAGAGAACGCGAAGAUGAAAAAAUAGCGAGAUUGCUUUCGGAAUCGGGCUUCUUGUAG
Messenger RNA from Blastomyces gilchristii SLH14081, 3582 nucleotides. Its product is annotated as cell division control protein Cdc25. Gene Ontology annotation, biological process: positive regulation of GTPase activity; Ras protein signal transduction. The transcript has 6 exons. Gene Ontology annotation, cellular component: plasma membrane. The coding region runs from base 1 to 3582 and encodes 1193 amino acids. The record is from RefSeq and is a predicted model, not a curated record. Lineage: Eukaryota; Fungi; Ascomycota; Eurotiomycetes; Onygenales; Ajellomycetaceae. Gene Ontology annotation, molecular function: guanyl-nucleotide exchange factor activity; protein binding.